CAACCAGCCUCCAGGUGAGCUCACGACAGUUCAGUGCCACGAAGCUUAAUCCACUCAGCCGGGAUCAUGUCUGGACGCCAGGUGAGCAGUUCCAACACUUACAGCUGCUUGAACCAUCCCAACAACGUGUCCUUUCCUGCCCGGAAUCCAGGCUGGUCCCACUGCCCCAGUGUGACCGGGGCUAAUGGCCUCAAGCGCCCUCGCACCCCGAAUGGCUCUGAAGCCAGCAGCUGCAGCAACCCCUCGGAGCAAUCUGACAGCCCCGGCUUCCCCAGACUUCCAGUGAGGAGAAUCUGCAUGGGCCGGCCCUACAACUCCAAGUGUGUAGAGACGAGCCACCUGGUGAACUGCCGCAAGGUGGCCAGAAAGCCCGCUUGCCGUGGCAGUCCCUACUGUCUGCCCUGUACAGAUCAUCCCGCGGGCCCCUCUGGCCCCACCUUCCUGGACCAUCUCAUCAAAGGCAUCAACUACCUCGACAGAUCCACCAAUGCCUUCUGCACUAACUGCCCCAAGUCAUCACUGAGCCUGCCGAGGCUUGCAGCCAACUACCUGCAACACGCCGCCAACUCCAUCCACCUGGACCCCCCAGACCACUCCUUCCCCCACAGUUACUCCCACUCCAGCGCCAGUGUGGCCACCUCUGACAAGGCCUGCCCCAGCACCCGCCUGGUGCCGUCUGCCAGGGAUGUCCAUGCUUUGCAGUGUGUGGAUGACUCUGCCAACUCUGCGAGUUGCACACGCCGGCUUCCUAGCCGGAAACUCACGCCCAUGCUGCCGCAGAGGCCCGGGAUAAAGUUGCCGGAGCUCCCUUUGUUGGGCAAUGGGAUCUUUUCCUUAGGUCAUCUGCCCAAGUUCUGGGAAGCAAUCCGCUCGGGCUGGAGUGCCCCUGAGCCCAUCUCUAAACCCUGUAGCUGGUGGUGACAUCGACACCAACUGUGAAAGGGGCACAUGUCCAUCAGGCUACAGUUGUGGAAAAUAAAUUGUCUGUGGCAAGAUGCUCCUUCCAAGGCUCCAUUGAGGGGAAACGGCCAUUUAGAUUGGGGAUCAUAAAUCUGAGGACCUAUGGGGCUGGGCAGUAAAAGUUAAUGGGUGAAUUGGGCUGAGAGGUAGUAGGAGUGGUGGAUACUGUGGCUGAGUGGAGAGGGAAUACCUGGUCUAAACCCAGCUUUCAAAU
Ceratotherium simum simum (southern white rhinoceros) is the source of this 1174-nucleotide messenger RNA. RefSeq lists its product as uncharacterized. NCBI's taxonomy places the organism in Eukaryota, Metazoa, Chordata, Mammalia, Perissodactyla, Rhinocerotidae. The record is from RefSeq and is a predicted model, not a curated record.